AUGGCUACCAGCGAUAUGAAUUACGAGGUUGAACAAGAAAUUGUGGCAUUUUUCGAGAAGACUAAAACGACUCGCUUAGCUUGUGACGACUAUACGAGCGUGUGUACCUACAUUGACUAUGCUGGUCCUAACGCCGAAUUCGUCGUGCAGUAUCGUCUGAAGUCAUUAGCGCUGAAUAUAGACAUUGUGAACCUCGCCAAAGCCUAUUACGAAACUUGA
Messenger RNA from Penicillium maclennaniae, 219 nucleotides. RefSeq lists its product as uncharacterized. NCBI's taxonomy places the organism in Eukaryota, Fungi, Ascomycota, Eurotiomycetes, Eurotiales, Aspergillaceae. The transcript is spliced from 2 exons. Bases 1 to 219 code for a protein of 72 amino acids. The record is from RefSeq and is a predicted model, not a curated record.